Harmonia axyridis is the source of this 2592-nucleotide messenger RNA. Its product is annotated as MOXD1 homolog 1. Bases 303 to 2561 code for a protein of 752 amino acids. Gene Ontology annotation, molecular function: dopamine beta-monooxygenase activity; copper ion binding. Gene Ontology annotation, cellular component: secretory granule membrane. The transcript is spliced from 10 exons. NCBI's taxonomy places the organism in Eukaryota, Metazoa, Arthropoda, Insecta, Coleoptera, Coccinellidae. Gene Ontology annotation, biological process: norepinephrine biosynthetic process; dopamine catabolic process; octopamine biosynthetic process. The record is from RefSeq and is a predicted model, not a curated record.
CGCCGGCAGUUGUUUCUCUCAAGAAGCUCAACACACCGGUGUUCAGAGCGAGCAAGGUCCGCCAUCAUAUACACACAGGAUGUGAAGGAUGUAGUACCAUGUGUUUUGAUACCCAGCCACUUCCUUCCUCACGGUUUUAACGUACCAGAAGGUACCACCGGUGUAGUCGGUGAAAAUUUUACGUAUACGUCGUUUGUUAUUCCUUACGUUGGGAUUUUUCAGUGAAAUUUUGUAGUUUUCGUGAGAAUUUUUGGAUUUCUGAGUGGAGGUUACAUGUCUGGAAGUAAGAGACAGACAUCAAGAUGAGAGUCCAACUUUUGGUCGCCUCCUAUUUGUUCAUCCUCACACCUUACAGCCAUGGUGAUCUCGUGGACGAAUACGUGGAACACGUAGGAAAAGUGAACAGACAAAAAAUUGGCGAUUCCAGGUUCUCUAGUAGGUUUUCGAGGAAUGGUUAUAGUGACUUAGAUUUAGACUCGGAAAAACGGGUUAAUUUAAGAAAAAGUGUGAAUAGUAGACGUAAGAGACAUGUGUUCAACGCGGAGUUAGAUCAGUGGACUCAUUCGGAGGUUUUGGACAAAGAUGGCGCUGUGGUUUUGAGGUGGCAGCCUAGGCAUCAGGAGAUACUGUUUAGGGUUGAAGCAAGAACUAGUGGGUAUAUUGGGAUUGGUUUCAGCCCUAAUGGAGGUAUGGAAGAUGCUGAUAUUGUCAUUGGAUGGGUGGAUGACAGAAAUGGACGAGCAUAUCUACAUGAUUGCCACGGUGUUCCAAAAGGACAAGGGUCAUCUCCGAUCAGAGACGAAGUGGACAACUACACCCUCGAAAAAGGGAUGCAGAAUGGGACUCACACAGUCCUGGAAUUUCGCAGAGCGUUAGACACUUGUGACAUACAUGAUUAUGUGUUGAACGGUGAUACAGUACGUGUUAUCUGGGCUAUGAGAGAUACAGACCCACAGUUUGAAGGAGAUAUGGUGUACCAUGGGGAAUCUAGAGGUACCCAAAGUCUUCAUUUGCUAGGACCAUCACCAGUGAAACGUGCAGAAAGUAGAAACAUCAAAAACUGGGACAUAACACUUGAAAACUUCGAGGUUAAACCAAAUAUGAACACCAUCUACUGGUGCAAAGUGUUCAAAGCACCCCAGUUGGACAGCAAACAUCACAUCAUAGGAUACGAACCGCUGAUUGGACCAAACCACUCGAAUUUCGUACACCACAUGAUAGUCCAUGAGUGUCAGUUGGGACCAAAUGGUAACAACCAGAGAUGGGAGGCUUUUGCUCAACAGAGUGGUCAACUAUGCUAUGGCCAACAGAUGCCACUGGAGUGGGAUAAAUGUUUAACGCCUUUGGUAGCUUGGGCCAUCGGUGCUAAAGGGGAGAAUUUUCCACCAGCUGUAGGAAUACCGAUAGGUCAGCAGAGAAACUCUUACUACAUGUUGGAGAUUCACUAUGACAACCCCAAGAUGAAGAAAGCCAGGGAUACGUCAGGGUUAAGGCUCCAUUACACCAGCGAAUUGAGACCUAAUGACGGUGGAAUUCUUAUUGCUGGAGUGGCUUUGUCAAACCUUCAUUUCAUUCCUCCAAAGCAGAGAGAGUACAAGACAGCUGGCUAUUGCAGUACUGAUUGUACCAAAGAGGUUUUUCCCAAAGAAGGUGUGAACGUGGUCUCGGUAAUGCUGCAUUCCCACUUAGCCGGUAGGAAGUUAAAGUUACGCCACAUCAGAGCAGGAAAGGAACUACCACCAUUAGCUCAGGACAACCACUACGACUUCAACUACCAGCAAUCAAGGUCCCUCUUCCAAAACACUGUUAUACUGCCAGGUGAUGGUCUCAUCACAGAAUGUGCUUACUCAACAGUGGAUAGGACACAACCAACACUCGGUGGCUACUCCACCAAAGAAGAGAUGUGCCUGGCUUUUAUCCUCCACUACCCCAGGACAGAACUAGCUGGAUGCUACUCAAUGCCUCCAAUUCAGUACUUUUUCCAAAACCUCGGAGUAAGAGAGUUCUAUGGCAAGAACAUGACAGAAAUAGAGACUUUAUUCCUUCAAGGAGGUAAUGAUACUCCCCAAUCACCUGUCACGACAUCUAGUCCUCUCUUUGGCUACAGUCCUGGUGACGAAAUGUCACCAGAAGCUAACAGAAGAGCAGUAGUGGCCCUACAAAAUGCCAGAGACUACAGUAUAGACCUGCACAGUCAGCAGAGUAGAAAUUUGUUCGACGAACUUAUCAUCAAAGAACCUCUAGAGUUCCAGAACAAAAGUUUCACCACCCAUCUGCAGAAUAUUCCCUACAACGAACCUCUUCUGACCAAGAAAAUGGAGGAAUACUUCUAUACAGGGUUGCACUUGACUUUCUGCAGAAAAAAGGAUGAUUCUCUCGCAAUUAGAGAAAGCAUCGAAAAAUUCCCCAAUUUCUCUGCGUACGUCAGCAGAGAAUCCCAAAGUCAGUGUAGUUACAGAAACAGGAAGACUGUCUUAACUACAGAUUCAUCUUCAGGCUUCAAACCAAAUAUUACUUUAGGAUUUUUAUUUAUUGUAUGUAGUGUUAUAAUUUAUUUUUAGUUGUUAAAUAAAAUGUGAAAAUUGUAAAUAA